AUGCGACAAGAAGGAGGCAUCAUCAUCAUCAUCCUGCCUGUGUCGUCAUCAUCACCAUCAGGGGCGGAAAUCACGGUGGUUGGGCGUGCAAAUGACGCCUCUCUCGCGCGCCUCAAGUCUGGUCACACUCCUCGACGGACUCUUCAAGAUCACCACAGCGACGAUCUCUUCAAGAUCAUCACAGCGACGAACUCUUCAAGAUCACCACAGCGCUCGGACUCUUCAAGAUCAUCACAGCGCUCGGACUCUUCAAGAUCACCACAGCGACGAUCGGACUCUUCAAGAUCACCACAGCGACGAACUCUUCAAGAUCACCACAGCGACGAUCGGACUCUUCAAGAUCACCACAGCCACGGACUCUCAAGAUCACCACAGCGUUCGGACUCUUCAAGAUCACCACAGCGACGAUCGGACUCUUCAAGAUCACCACAGCGACGAUCGGACUCUUCAAGAUCACCACAGCGCUCGGACUCUUCAAGAUCACCACAGCGACGCUCGGACUCUUCAAGAUCCCCACAGCGACGAUCGGACUCUUCAAGAUCACCACAGCGCUCGGACUCUUCAAGAUCACCACAGCGACGGACUCUUCAAGAUCAUCACAGCGCUCGGACUCUUCAAGAUCACCACAGCGACGCUCGGACUCUUCAAGAUCACCACAGCGACGGACUCUUCAAGAUCACCGAGACCAACUCCCAGAUGAUGACGACAACCAGAGGUGAACCUUAA
Procambarus clarkii (red swamp crayfish) is the source of this 726-nucleotide messenger RNA. The record is from RefSeq and is a predicted model, not a curated record. NCBI's taxonomy places the organism in Eukaryota, Metazoa, Arthropoda, Malacostraca, Decapoda, Cambaridae.